Drosophila ficusphila is the source of this 4150-nucleotide messenger RNA. It is a transcript of the gene ltl, whose product is annotated as insulin-like growth factor-binding protein complex acid labile subunit. Bases 801 to 3269 code for a protein of 822 amino acids. The transcript is spliced from 4 exons. Lineage: Eukaryota; Metazoa; Arthropoda; Insecta; Diptera; Drosophilidae. The record is from RefSeq and is a predicted model, not a curated record. Gene Ontology annotation, molecular function: protein binding.
UCCUCAGCACUUUUAUUCCCACUCCCAGUCGUAAAGAGACCGUGCUGGAAUCAAGACGUGAUCACCACCCCAUCUUAUAUAAAUAUAAUAUAUACACAGAGAUUCUCGCGGUGUUCAAAAAACAAGCGACCGACCGAUCGACCAAUCAACAAAUAAAAUUUUUAGAAGAUUAAUUCCGAGCAUCGGCGAUCUAUAUACAAGCGGGUCAAGAGGUCUAGCCAGAUAGGAGGAGGCGGAGGAGGAGCAGCUCCAGCUCUCCAUAUCCCAGCCGUUAAGAUUCGAUACGAUCGAUCGAUCCAAGCCCAAACUAAUCUAACCCAACCCAACCCAACCGAUCUUGAACCGAAGUGUUUUGUUGUGUGCGCGAGUGUUUUUAGUAAAUCCAAAUCCGAAUCCGAAACAAACAAAAUUAAAAAAACAAAAACCAAAAGCAAAAAUCAAAAAGAAUACUAGUGACAGUGUCGCUUUGAAAUCCGAUGCCAGCGGUUCAGAGAAUCUAGAAAAUCCUGCUGGAAAACCGAGCGGCAAUGGAAACCCCCGCACUCACGCAUAUGUGCGCCUAGUGGGUAAUUUCCCGAGUUUGUUUUUCCGAGCUGCCUGCUCGAACAGUUGGCAAUUUGCCGCCCGAGCGAGUGCAACGUGUCCUGGCAUCGAGAAACCGAAAAACCGAAAUCCAAACCGAAUAACCGUGAUUUGUGAACCGAAAAGAUUGUUAAUUCGAGAAAAAAAGUGUAUAUUUUCGCCUUGCCAAAGAGUUGUUGAAUCGCGAUCGAGGGUGAUUGACUGGAUCACUCGACAAAAUGACUUCCAUAAUGUACACCGUCUUCCACCUGGCAUCGCUCCAGUGUUCGGUGCGUCCGGAGAUCUCGCCCUGCACCUGCGAAACGGGCAAGGCCUGGAACCAUGUGGAGCUCUCCUGCGAGAAACUGGAGUCCUUCAACUCCGUGGUGGACAGCCUGGCCAAUAAGCUCAAUGCCGACACGAACAUCGACCUGAAGAUCACGCACUCUCAACUAGACGACCUGGAAAUGCGAUCGUUUACGGAUAUGAACUUCAACUUGUACAAGCUACGGAUGCAAUGGAACGGCUUGAGAUCGCUGCCCGAGGUGCCGUUCCGCGGGUUAUCGAAUGUCACCUACCUAAGCAUCGGCGACAACGAACUCGACGAGAUCCCGAAGCACGCCUUGAGCCACAUGCCGAGCCUGCUGACGCUGGACAUCGGGCGGUGCAACAUUCGGGCGGUGCAGCAGGAGGACUUCCGGGGCAUACAGCGGGUGACGAACCUGAUCCUGGUGAGCAACAUCAUCCGGCGCCUGGACAGAGGCUCCUUUCCGAAGAGCCUGCUGAUCCUGCAUCUGGGCAGGAACCAACUGGAGUCGCUCAACGGGUCGCUGCACGAUCUGCACAACCUGCAGUCGCUGUUCAUCAACGCGAAUAACAUAUCUUCGCUGGAUGGCGAACUGCCGGAUGGAGGGCAGCUGCGCCUACUGAUGGCCCACAACAAUCGACUGGAACGACUGCCGGCCAACAUGGAGGGCAUGCACAACCUGGAAACGGUCCACAUCCACUGCAACCAACUGAGGUCCUUCGACCGGGUCCUUCGCAACGCCGCCAAUCUUUCCGAGGUGUUGGCCGAAAACAACGAGCUGGAGUACUUGGCCCAGGAUGAGUUUGCCUCCUGCUCCAAAGUGGAGACCCUUCAGAUGGGCUGCAACCACAUUAAGUCGCUCAACUCAUCGCUUUUGCCUCUCCUCAAGCUGAACAGCGCCAACUUCUCGUUCAACGACAUCGAAGAAUUCUCUUUGGCCGAAAUCCACGGUCUGCGGUUUCUGAAGUCGCUGCAAUUGUCGAACAAUCGCAUCCAACGACUGCUGGUCGAUCCCCGCGGGGUCAAGGAGCUAUUGCUAGUCAGUCUGGAUCUGGACAAUAACAAAAUAGAAUCCCUGAACGGCGCUCUAGCAGGUCUGGGCUUUCUCAGGAUACUCAACUUGGCCAACAACCGAUUGGAGCACCUCCAGGUGGGCGAUUUCGAUGGGAUGGUUCGUCUUGACAUCCUCGACCUCACCGGAAAUCAGAUAGCGGAGCUAAAGGCAUUGGAAACGACCUUGUUGCCCAGCCUGAAGAUACUCAAGGUGGCGUACAACAAUAUCACCAAACUGGAUCAGGAGUUCAAGGGUCUGCCCGUGCUGUGCCAGGCCAACUUGACCAACAACCAGAUCUCGACCAUUUCGAGCGAGCUUGUUACCAACACGCGCUGCAAAAAUCACAAGGUUCCCGGCAAACUGGAGAUACAUCUAGAUGACAAUCCCAUCAUGUGUGAUGUGCGUUUGAACGAGCUCUGUCGACUGAUGGCGGUGCAGGAGGCGCGAAUCCGAGGACGAUCCCAGUGCUUCGAAAACGACCAGGAGGUGUGCACCGUGCUGCCCAUGUUGUACAAGGUGGACCUGCCGAUAAUGGUGACCAACCUGAAGCUGGGAGGCCGCGAGGAUGCCAAGCCGGUGAUGCAGAUGCUGGUUCCCCAGCUGAUCAAGUCCAACGAUGAGCUGCUACCACCUAUUAUUGCUACGUUGGGUAACCCAGUGAUUAUUGGUACCGCUCUGGUCAAUCCGGUGAUUUCCCCGCUACCACCGCCUCUCUUGCUGACCACCACCACACCGACACCACCGCUUCCACUUCCUGUGGAACCGGAAGCGGAGAGGAUCGAGUCGACCACAGCGAAUGCUGUAAUCACGACCACCACCAAGGAGACCACGACCACCACGAGUACCUCGACAACCACCGAGAGCAGCAGCCAGGUGGCUCCCACCGAGGUGAUAACCACCACUGCACCCACCACCACAACCACCAGCACCACGACACCGAAACCGAAUGAAACGCUCCCCGUGAUCGUGGAGCUCCAGGAACCGAAUUCGCCGGGCAAUCCAUCCAACCAAACGGACGUGGACGCAGUCAAAGUCGAGGAAGCGGUCUUGGUUCCGCCGGCUGGCGAGGAUCCUCUGCAGCAGGAGCUAGAAAGGGAGAGGGAGAGGGAGCGGGAGUUGGAGCGGGAUUUGGACCACGAGGCGGUGGCCAAGACCGAGUACGAGACGGUGGAGUAUAUUCCGAAUCUGGUGCAGCCACCGGUGGCCAGUGACUCACUGACGCCGCCGCCCAGCAAGGCGAAUGCCCUGGAGGAGGAUUCCGAGUCGGUGCACUCGAAUUCCGUGCACGCGGAGUAUCCGCACGCGGCGCAGAGCCUCCAGAUACCCGAGGAGCCGCCGGAGGAGUGAGGAUGCCGCAUCCUCAGGGGGACUCCAUUCCCCCCCCGAAACAAACACAUUAUUUUACUGUAAAUCGCAGAAGGACGAAGGAGGCGGAAUCGAUUGAACUGGGGCGGAGCAGCAUGCAAAACGGCGGAGGGAGCGAGAUUCGGGAUUUGUAUGCCUUAAGUUAACUUAGUUCUUAUGUUUUAUUUAAGCCAUCGCUAAAUCGAACAGUUUGUCGGACCGGACGCUUUUUGUUGAGUUUUUUUUCGUCGAUUUUAUGCUAAAUUCGAUCACCAGGAAUCGGGACGAACGUACGAGGACAGUCUUAUGAUUUAAGCUUAUUUGUUGGGGGCUCAAUUUCGCGAAUGUGUGUGUUUUGGCGUUGGCAAGCGGACAAAUUUUCGGUCUUUAAUUUCACAAAGUUUUGAUUUUCUAUUUAAUUUAAGAGUUCAAAAGAAAAUAGAAUGCAACACUGACACAUAUGCAAAAUUCUUAUUUCAAAUUAGAAUUUUUUUGUGAAAUUGAAAACCGAAAAUUGACCGAUAGAAACAGAAUGGUGGCGAUAACGAAUAUGCAACUGCAUAUACACAUUAUCUAUAUUUAAUAACUGUAUACACGUAUGAACGUUGAAUAUCUACAAGUAGGUACUUAGAGUUAAACGACAGCAACAACAAACCGCAUCGAGCUAAUGUUAAUAACGAAAAGCACUCACUCACAUAAAAAACACAAGAAGCCACAAGCACAACCGUAGCCGUGCACAUUCACAAACUGAAUAAACGAAUAUAAAAAAACGAGAAAAAUAUUGUUAUCAGUUCGUUAACAACAUGAGAAAAUAGAUUUUAGCGUGUAAUUACAUGACAAUAAAAAUGGUAUUCUAAAUAAAAUCGUAAAUAAAAAAAGAAAAA